Molecule: messenger RNA, 4214 nt
Organism: Physeter macrocephalus (sperm whale)
Lineage: Eukaryota; Metazoa; Chordata; Mammalia; Artiodactyla; Physeteridae
Gene: EPS8
Product: EGFR pathway substrate 8, signaling adaptor
Exons: 24
Coding region: 308-2851 (847 amino acids)
Biological process (GO): positive regulation of ruffle assembly; regulation of Rho protein signal transduction; Rho protein signal transduction
Cellular component (GO): vesicle; ruffle membrane; plasma membrane
Molecular function (GO): actin binding
Source: RefSeq, a predicted model, not a curated record
CAGGCGUUCUAGCCGAGCGCGAGGCCGGCGCUGAGCUCGCCCCGGAGACCGCGUCUCCUCGGCCGGGCGCAGACGGCGGCUGGGCGGCUCGCGGAGGAUUGGGAGGGCGCGGUCCGGGUCGGGGGCUUUCUCCCGGCCGCCUCCCGCCGGGUGUGGGUUCGAGGCGCCUCCAGGGAAGCCACGGCCCCGAGGGCAGAUCCAAGAUAACCCUUUUUCUACCACUGCACAAUAACUCACAAGCUGCAACCCUUGGACACGCAAUUCCACAAGCACACUUCAAGUCUUUUGUAAGAACAUUAAAGUCACAAUGAAUGGUCAUAUUUCUAAUCAUCCCAGUGGUUUUGGAAUGUAUCCAUCUCAAAUGAAUGGCUACGGAUCAUCACCCACCUUUUCCAUGGACAGAGAACACAGUUCAAGAACAAGUGCAAAGGCUCUCUAUGGACCAGAUGGAUCAUACUUCUUCAGAUCAUCAUCCAAACAGAAAAAGAAAGAACAAAGGAAGAAUUAUGCACGGGACAGUGUCAGCAGCGUGUCAGAUAUAUCCCAGUACCAUGUUGAACACUUGACUACCUUUGUUCUGGAUCGGAAAGAUGCUAUGAUAACUGUUGACGAUGGAAUAAGGAAGCUGAAAUUGCUUGAUGCCAAGGGCAAAGUAUGGACUCAAGAUAUGAUUCUUCAAGUGGACGAGAGAGCUGUGAGCCUGAUUGAUUUAGAAUCAAAGAAUGAACUGGAGAAUUUUCCUUUGAACACAAUCCAGCACUGCCAAGCUGUGAUGCACUCCUGUAACUAUGAUUCAGUUCUUGCCCUCGUGUGCAAAGAGUCAACUCAGAACAAGCCCGAUCUUCAUCUUUUCCAGUGUGAUGAGAUUAAGGCAAACCUAAUUAGUGAAGAUAUUGAAAGUGCAAUCAGCGACAGUAAAGGAGGGAAACAGAAGAGGCGACCUGAUGUCCUGAGGGUGAUUUCCAAAGCAGACCCUGGUAUACCGCCUCCACCCAGAGCUCCCGCCCCUGUGCCACCUGGGACUGUGACCCAGGUGGAUGUUCGAAGUCGGGUGGCAGCCUGGUCCGCAUUGGCAGCUGACCAAGGGGACUUUGAGAAACAAAGGCAUUAUUAUCAGCAGGAAGAAACACCUGAGAUGAUGGCGGCCCGCAUUGACAGAGAUGUGCAAAUCUUAAACCACAUUUUGGAUGACAUUGAAUUUUUUAUCACAAAACUCCAAAAAGCAGCUGAAGCAUUUUCUGAGCUUUCUAAAAGGAAGAAAGCUAAGAAAGGUAAAAAGAAAGGACCAGGAGAGGGUGUUUUAACACUGAGGGCAAAACCUCCACCUCCUGACUCAUUUGUUGACUGUUUCCAAAAGUUUAAACAUGGAUUUAACCUUCUGGCCAAAUUGAAGUCUCACAUCCAGAAUCCUAGUGCUGCAGAUUUGGUUCAUUUUUUAUUUACUCCAUUAAAUAUGGUUGUGCAGGCAACAGGAGGUCCUGAACUAGCCAGUUCAGUACUCAGCCCCCUACUGACUAAGGACACAAUCGAUUUCUUGAGUUACACUGUCAAUGUCGAUGAGAGGCAGCUGUGGGUGUCAUUGGGAGACUCGUGGAUGAAAGCCAGAGCAGAGUGGCCAAAAGAACAGUUUAUCCCACCCUAUGUCCCACGGUUCCGCAGCGGUUGGGAGCCCCCGAUGCUGAACUUCAUGGGGGCAUCAGUGGAGCCGGAUCUCUAUCAACUGACUGAGUCUGUGGCGAACGCAGCAGAACAUCAUCGCAAGCAAGAAACGAAAAGAUUAUCCACAGAGCACUCCAGUGUAUCAGAGUAUCCUCCAGCUGAUGGGUACGCAGUAUUCAAUAACAUUUAUGGAAGAGGGCCCCAUCUGGACCAAGGGGAAGCCGCUGUUGCUUUUAAGCCAACUCCUCAUCGCCAUGUAGAUAGAAAUUAUGAUCUACAACCCAAGAAAUAUGCCAAAUCCAGGUAUGACUUUGUGGCAAGGAACAACAGUGAGCUCUCAGUUCAAAAGGAUGAUAUUUUAGAGAUCCUUGAUGAUAGGAAGCAAUGGUGGAAAGUUCGAAAUGCAAGCGGAGAUUCCGGAUUUGUGCCAAACAACAUUUUGGAUAUCGUGAGACCUCCAGAGUCUGGAUUAGGGCGCGCUGAUCCACCUUACACGCAUACCAUACAGCUAUUGAUGCCAAAGAAGGAGUUUGAGUUAUUCAAGAAACAAAGGAUGGAGUAUGGUCCAAGAGCAGCUGACAUUCCCUCUGCUCCAUCACCUCCUCCAACACCAGCUCCUGUUCCUGUCCCCCUCCCACCUUCUGCUUUAGCACCUCUUCCUGUGUCAAAGGUCCCAGCAAAUGUAACCCGUCAGAACAGCAGCUCCAGUGACAGUGGUGGCAGUAUUGUGCGAGAUAGCCAACGACAAAAACAAGUUCCUGUGGACCGAAGGAAAUCUCAGAUGGAGGAAGUGCAGGAUGAACUCAUCCACAGACUGACCAUUGGUCGGAGUGCCGCCCAGAAGAAGUUCCACGUGCCACGGCAGAAUGUGCCAGUUGUCAAUAUCACUUACGACUCCACCCCAGAGGAUGUGAAGACAUGGUUGCAGUCAAAGGGGUUCAACCCUGUAACUGUCAAUAGUCUUGGAGUAUUAAAUGGUGCGCAACUUUUCUCUCUCAAUAAAGAUGAACUGAGAACCGUCUGCCCUGAAGGGGCCAGAGUCUUUAGCCAAAUUACUGUACAGAAGGCUGCAUUAGAGGAUAACAAUGGCAGCUCUGAGUUGCAAGAAAUCAUGCGACGACGACAGGAAAAAAUCAGUGCUGCUGCUAGCGAUUCAGGAGUGGAAUCUUUUGAUGAGGGAAGCAGUCACUAAUUAGUUUUUAAACUCCAUUAUUCUUGGCAUUAUUCCAACGUGCUUUGUUUUAAGAAGCCAUGAAGGGAAUGUCAGAUUCUUAUUUCUUGGUAUACAGAAUUCAUCGCCAUAAAGAAACAAUGCAAACAUAAGUAAGCAGAGGACUUGCUCCUGGGCCCGUUUUUUUUUUUUUUUUUUUUUUGCGGUACGCAGGCCUCUCACUGCCGUGUCCUCUCCCGUUGUGGAGCGCAGGCUCCGGACGCGCAGGCUCAGCGGCCAUGACUCACGGGCCCAGCCGCUCCGCGGCACGUGGGAUCUUCCCGGACCGGGGCACGAACCCGUGUCCCCUGCAUCGGCAGGCAGACUCUCAACCACUGCGCCACCAGGGAAGCCCUGGGCCCGUUAUUUUUAUUAAAAUGAAAAAAUUUUAAACAGAAUUUCUCACCUUGGAAAUAUUUUGCCUACUUUACCAAGGUGAGGUUUCCUUUAUUGGAUUAAUUAUUUCAUCCCCAUCUCAAUGCCUAAGCAGACUUUUUUUUUUUUUGACAGUGGUGAGUUUAUUUAUUGCAACAAAACAGAGAUAUUGCCCAUGAUUCAAAAUCUAAACAAUUUCAGUUUUGCCUGUGACUAUGGUAUGUAUCAUCCAGGGUGUAGCUUACUUUAGGCUAGCCUCUGCUUACUUAGGUCUCUUCUUCAACCUACUCAAUAAUAGAAUGUUCAGCUUUAUUUAAAGUUCUUAAUGCCAACAGUUUUUUAAAAAGAUUAAAACAUAUAAUGAACUGUAAAAUACAGCAAGGCCUUGGACAUAAAAAUAGAAACCUUUGGCGCAUUCCCGAGACAUUUUAUCUGUCAUGGCUCUGUUGAUCACCAUUCCUUGUAUAGCUUGUAUUUUGAUUUAGUUUAUAUUCUGCUUAUUAUCUAUACUGUGUUCUUACAUAUGAGAAAGCACAAGUGUAAAAGAGGUCAUAUACGUUCAAACUGUGUCACAGGAAAUAGCCCGCAUUGGUGUGUGUUACAGUAUUCUGCUUAAUGAAGGCCUCAGCUCUGAAUAUUGAUAUAAGUAGUUAAGAGCAAAUUGGGGCCAUUUUAUGAGUUUAUCUGUGUCAAGUUUUUCUGGUAAUAGGAAAUAAUAUACACACAUUUUAAUCCUGUGAAAGAUCCUAGGUAGAGAAAAGAAAGAGACUUAACCUUCAACAAAUGUUAUUUUUGAAAACAUGAUUUUUGUCAUUAAAUGUUAUAUUAUUUCACAUAUAUAAAAGAGAUGUUAUGUCAGAAUGUUGUAUAUUUUAACAUAAAUCCAUUUAGAGAGAUUAUCUAGAUUCAUUAAUUUUCAUAGUGCCUUUUUCACAUGAGUCAGCUGGAAAGUCUGCAAUAAACAGUAUUU